Sclerotinia trifoliorum is the source of this 1400-nucleotide messenger RNA. NCBI's taxonomy places the organism in Eukaryota, Fungi, Ascomycota, Leotiomycetes, Helotiales, Sclerotiniaceae. The record is from the annotation of a GenBank genome assembly.
CAAGACGCAUUCAUUCAAGAUGUCACGAAAUAAUUGAAUAAUUGAAGUGCAAUCUUCGUGUUCUCUCGACGAAGAUAAGUAGAGCUUAUGUGAAGCGAACCGUAAAACAUGGCCCAGAAUUUGAUAGCGAGUGUGCCGCACAGUAGUGACUCAGCGGGGUGAUGUGAAGUUAACCCGCGCAAAAAGAAAAAAUCGCAAAAAUCAUACCGAAGAAGAGAAUAUUCAAACCAUCACAUCUCAACUCUUCAUAUCCUCCCUAAUACAUACCAUCUUCCUCCAAAUCCCUCAAAAUGCCCAUCAACCAACCCUCCAACCAAAUAAAACUAACAAAUGUCUCCCUCGUACGCUACAAAAAAGCAAAGAAGCGUUUCGAAAUCGCCUGCUACAAGAACAAAGUCCUGGAAUGGCGAUCCGGCAACGAAAAAGACAUCGACAACGUUCUCCAAAUCCCCAAUGUAUUUCUCAACGUAUCGCGAGGACAGACCGCCCCUACCGCCGAUCUAGCCAAAGCCUUUGGAAAAGAUACACCGAUUCAAGACAUCGUUCUCGAGAUAUUAAAUAAAGGGGAAUUACAAGUCGGAGAGAAAGAACGUCAUGCGCAGCUGGAACGGGUUCAUAAUGAAGUAAUCAGUAUCGUGGCGAGUAAACUCGUGGAUCCGAAGACGAAGCGGGUUUAUACUACGGGGAUGAUAGAGAAGGCAUUAGAGAUGCUUAGUUCGCAGGGGUCGCAGGCGCAGGAUAAGGAUAGGAAUUUGGGGAGUGCGAAUGCGACUCCGACGACGGGGGAAGAGGGGGAGGCGAAACCGAUUCCUAGAGCGAGGGAACAUGCUUGGACGGGGGUGGUGGCUACGAAGAGUGCUAAGAGUCAGGCGUUGGAGGCGAUGAAGGCUUUGAUUGCUCAUCAACCGAUUCCGGUUGCGAGAGCAAGGAUGAGGCUGAGGGUUACGUUGCCGACGAAGAUUCUGAAACAGGUGGUUAAGAGUGCGGGGCCGAAAGCUGGGGAUGAGGAGGAGGGGGAUAAGAAGGAGUCGGUUAAGGAUAGGGUCUUGGGGUAUGUGGAGCAGGUUGAGAGUCAGGAUGUGAUGGGGUCGGAGUGGGAGGUUGUGGGGUUUGUGGAACCCGGUGCGUUUAAGGGGUUGGGAGACUUUAUUGGGACCGAGACGAAGGGUCAAGGAAGAGUGGAGGUGUUGGACAUGGCUGUUACUCAUGAGGAUUAGAGUCCUUGUUCUCUAUCGACCUUGACUUUGGGAUCAUUUAGCGGGUAUAGAAUGGCGUUGGGGAUAGCAAAAGUAGUUUAAAUUUUACGUUACGGUUGGCUCGUUUGUCAUUUUAAGAAUCACUAGAAAAGUCGUAUAUGUUACCAGCAGAUAUAAACCAUGGCAUUUUGAUAUCGGGUUUGA